Molecule: messenger RNA, 2727 nt
Organism: Grammomys surdaster
Lineage: Eukaryota; Metazoa; Chordata; Mammalia; Rodentia; Muridae
Gene: Gpr68
Product: G protein-coupled receptor 68
Exons: 2
Coding region: 309-1406 (365 amino acids)
Biological process (GO): G protein-coupled receptor signaling pathway; cellular response to pH
Cellular component (GO): membrane
Molecular function (GO): G protein-coupled receptor activity
Source: RefSeq, a predicted model, not a curated record
UCCCCGCUGCCUUCCUUUGCCUUCCCAGGAGGCUCUGGAAAAAGCCAAUCAGUGUGGGUAUGGGGCUGGAUAGUUUCCAAACUGACCCACUUGUGGGGCAGAAAUCAAUUUAAUAGCUCAAGACCUGUUCUUAAAGAAAUGAAACGGAAGAGACAAUACUAGUGUGAAAAACAAGCAUCAGGGUCCGCCUACCACCAGUGAUGUCUAGAUCCUGAUACCUUUGCAUCACCUUCUAUAAACAAGAUGGCAGGAGAGAGAUUGGCUCCAUCUCCAAGCCUGUGAGGAGUAAGGAUCCUUCUGGCCCAAAGAUGGGGAACAUCACUACAGAAAACUCCUCACUCUCUUGCCCCAUCGACCACACCAUCCACCAGACACUGGCCCCAGUGGUCUAUGUGACUGUGCUGGUGGUGGGCUUCCCGGCCAACUGCCUAUCCCUCUACUUCGGCUACUUGCAGAUCAAGGCCCGGAACGAGCUGGGGGUGUACCUGUGUAACCUGACCAUUGCGGACCUGUUCUACAUCUGUUCACUCCCCUUCUGGCUGCAGUAUGUACUCCAGCAUGACAACUGGUCCCACGGUGACCUAUCCUGCCAGGUGUGUGGCAUCCUCCUCUAUGAGAACAUUUACAUCAGUGUGGGCUUCCUGUGCUGCAUCUCCAUCGACCGCUACCUGGCUGUGGCCCACCCCUUCCGCUUCCACCAGUUCCGCACCCUGAAGGCAGCCGUGGGUGUCAGUGUGCUCAUCUGGGCCAAGGAGCUGCUGACCAGCAUCUACUUCCUCAAGCACAAAGAGGUCAUUGAGGACGAGGACAAGCACCGAGUCUGCUUUGAGCACUACCCUAUCCAGGCCUGGCAGCGUGGCAUCAACUACUACCGCUUCCUGGUGGGCUUUCUCUUCCCCAUCUGCCUGCUGCUGGCCUCCUACCAGGGCAUCCUCCGCGCUGUGCGCCGCAGCCACGGCACACAGAAGAGCCGCAAGGACCAGAUUCAGCGGUUGGUGCUCAGCACCGUGGUCAUCUUCCUGGCUUGCUUCCUGCCUUACCACGUGCUGCUGCUGGUACGCAGCCUCUGGGAGAGCAGCUGUGAGUUUGCCAAGAGCAUCUUCAACAUCUAUCACUUCUCCCUCCUCCUCACCAGCUUCAACUGUGUAGCUGACCCGGUGCUGUACUGCUUUGUCAGCGAGACCACUCACAGGGACCUAGCCCGCCUCCGAGGAGCCUGCCUAGCCUUCCUUACCUGCUCUAGGACAAGCAGGGCCAGGGAGGCCUACCCUCUGGGUGCCCCUGAGGCCUCUGGGAAAAGUGGGGCCCAGGGCGAGGAACCUGAAUUGUUAACCAAGCUCCACUCGGCCUUCCAAACCCCUAAUUCACUGGGAGUGGGAGGGCCCUCCACAGUUGGGUUGGCCUAGCUUGAGUCACAGUAUGUGAGGCUAAGUUAGGUCUGCGCUUUUACCAACAGGCCUUGUGGUCUGGAGCUUGCAUGGUGGCUGUCUCCCACUUUGCCAUGUACAGGUGCCUCUCUCCUCAGGAAGGAACCAUGGUCUUCAGCCACAGCCAGGUCCCUCUGGCCCCCAGAAGCCUGCUCUGUGUGCUGAGCCUGGGCACUGCUGAGUGUGUGAAAAAGCCCUGUCUUCUCCCAUGUUCUUGGCGGCCACCUGGGCUACAGAUGGGAGGGAGUCAGAAUUGCCACUUCCAGAAGAACAGCAGGCCUGGGGUGUGGAGAGGAGUGUAGGAACCUGCCUGUUUACCUGCCAAGCCUUCCGGUGCCCCUGCUGUCACAGAUGAUACCAACCCAAAUGUGCUGUGGUCUUGUGUGACACAGGAAGCUGUUUCGUCACCAUCAGUACUUGAACUUGCCUCUUAAACUAGUCUAGAUGAGAAGGCUGGUUAAGGUGAAGAACAGGGGCGGGGUUGGGUCACCAAUAUUGGUGACCAGGGAUAACAGCAGAGAGGCAGUCAGGGAGGAAGCCCCAGCACUAGACAUAUCCCAUUUUACAGGGCUCGUGGAACAGAUUUCCCAACCCCAAGGGCUUAUGGCAAAUAAACCCCAGGGCUCCCUGGAGAGAUGCCAGGGGCCGUUCAAAAUGUCAUAGUAAAGCUUAGUAAGAAGAUGUAGGCCCAAAGCUGUGUCCCUAGCCAAGUGCCUGGCACAGGCUUUUCCUAAUUCGCUUUUUGUGUCCAUCUGGUCAAAGUGCCAGACCCGAGAGCUUAAGGGAAAAGAGAGAGGGAGAAUAUAAAAACGGUUGGGUGUCCAUGGCAACUGUGUGCCAGGGUCAUGUUACUGCUGUCAGUAACUCCUACCCUUCUCCCCACGCACCAUAGAGCAUCCAGCAGCCUUUGAGAGGAGUAUGACAGUUUCCCAAAGUUCCUAGGUACAAUAAACUAACAACACACACACAUACACACACACACACACACACACGAUCAUGUCUCCUGCACAGGUUUGGCUCAAGCUCCAAUUUGGUAUAGGAGAGUUAGCAGAGAUGGCUGCAUGCCAGAAAGACCUACACCUACCCCAGCCUGGGUCCGAAUGGGGCCAUGGUGAUAGCUAAGUGUUCUGUGCCUCUUCAUCCCACAGUAUUUCCCCAUUUCACCUGAAAUUCUGGAUUCCCACUGGCUUCGAGUGUUUUUGUAUUGUCUUCUCUCUAAUGCCAAGUAUCCCUGUGUUGGACUGUGAGGUGGGUUUAUGUAGUGACUUCAGUCUGCAAAUAAAACAAAGUAAGCAUCAUA